GGGAUCUAGUGGACUUUUGUGGAUGGAGGAACUUCCAACUUAUAAUAGGAGGUGAUGCCAAUGCCCACCACACCGUCUGGGGAAGCAGUAAUAUAAACAAAAGAGAAUCAUUUGAAUCCUGUACACGAAACCUACUACACCUACCUAUAUUGAAAAGGUAAAAGAAUUUUUAUAUAAGAAUUUUUGCAAAAAAUAAAACUAAAUUCAAUGACAUUGAAUGAGAACAAAGAAAAAUUGCCGGAAAUCAAUGACAACAAUAAUAAACGUGAUAAAAAAUCAAUAAAAGUCAAAGAUCCAGAAUUAUGGAGAGAUUUAUUAGCAUUUUGGAUAUUAGGUUUAUGCAAUAAUUAUGGUUAUAAAGUAAUGUUAAGUGCUGCACAUGAUAUUAUUGGAAAAUUUGAUGAACAUGGUGAUGUUAGUGAACAAAAUUUAGAAAAUAGUAGACAAUGUCAUUUGAUGUCGACUGGUGCAGUACUAUUAGCUGAUAUAAUUCCUUCACUUAUUGUAAAAUUAUCGGGACCAUUUUUACCAUUCUGGGUCAAUGUUCGAAUUUUAUUAGCAAUAUCACUUACUGUUGCUGGUUUUUGUCUUGUUGGUUUUGCACAAUAUCAAUGGAUGGCACUUUUUGGUGUUACACUUAUUUCAGCAUCAGCUGGACUUGGUGAAUCAACAUUUUUAGCAUAUUCAUCGCAAUUUAAUAGAAAUGUUGUAUCUACAUGGUCAUCUGGUACUGGUGGUGCUGGUUUAAUAGGAUCUUUAUCAUAUGCUGCAUUAAGAUCAGCUGGUGUUAAUACUUUAAUAACAAUGCUUAUUAUGUUAAUUGUACCCGGAUUAGAAUGUGUUGCAUUUUGGAUAAUUCUUAGAAAACCAUCAAAAAUAGUUUUACCAACUUCAAAUUUAGAAAAUUCUUAUGAUAUUGAUAAAAUUAAAAUGCAAGAAAAAACUGAAAAUGAAAUUAAUAAUGAUGAGAAACCAUUAGUAACACUGAAAGAAAAAAUUUAUUAUAUUGUAUAUUUACUUAGAUAUAUGAUCCCAUUAACGGUGGUUUAUUUAGCUGAAUAUUUCAUAAAUCAGGGUUUGUUUGAGUUGGUAAAUUUUAAAAAUACAAGCUUAGAUAAAGCAUCACAAUAUCGUUGGUUAAAUGUUGAUUAUCAAAUUGGUGUAUUAAUAUCCCGUUCAACCGUGAAUUUGUUUUCUGUUAGCAAAAUAGUUUUAUUCCCAAUAUUCCAAAUGAUAAAUGUAAUUUACUUUUUAAAUGAAGUUAUUUUCUAUAUUACACCAACAAUUUGGAUUGUUUUUGUUAUUGUUUUAUGGGAAGGUUUAUUGGGUGGAGGAGCUUAUGUCAAUACAUUUUAUAAAAUGUCAAAAGAUAUACCAGUUGCUAGAAGACAAUUUGCAUUAAGUGUAGUUGCAAUAGCAGAUUCAAUUGGAAUUACUUUAGCCGGAUUUAUAUCGCUACCUGUUCAUAAUGCCAUUUGUCAUAUUCCAGAACCACAAAGAUUAUAUGAGUUUUAAAAAGUGUAAUCAAAAAUGUUUUACUAAGUAUUAUUUGUUAUAUGUGUAUAUUAUUAGUUUAAUUUCGAAAAGUGAUAAGUUAUUUGUUUUUUUUUUUAGUUUUCUUUUGAAGACUGAUAACAAACACCUUUUUUAACAAAUAUGUAAUAUUAUAAGAAUUGCAUAAAUAAUUUAAGAUAACUAAGAUUUGGAAAUUAAUUUUGAUGUACCUUAAUUUUUAGUUUUAUUACGUUUAGUUUUUAAUAAUAAAUUUUGAUUAUAAGAUUUUAUAACACAAUAGUGUAUAACUUUUUCAUUAUAUAAAGCAAUUACUUAAGUAAUUUAAUUAAGCUCUUAAG
This is a messenger RNA of Condylostylus longicornis, 1853 nucleotides long. Its product is annotated as battenin-like. NCBI's taxonomy places the organism in Eukaryota, Metazoa, Arthropoda, Insecta, Diptera, Dolichopodidae. The transcript has 6 exons. Gene Ontology annotation, cellular component: membrane; lysosome. Bases 208 to 1515 code for a protein of 435 amino acids. The record is from RefSeq and is a predicted model, not a curated record. Gene Ontology annotation, biological process: regulation of intracellular pH; lysosome organization.